AUUCCUUUGUUCAAAACUCCAGAUCCUCCGUCGCUGACAAACGGCAGCCUCAAGGAAGUAGAAGAGCUCAACGCCACACCGGAGUAUUUCAUCAAGUGUCCGCAAUGCCAGAAAGGAUGUCAGAGUUUUCAGGCCCUGAAGGAGCACAUGGAACUGUCGCACACCGAACUGACAGCGUCAUCAGAAACGAGCAUGUCGGUUGCCAGCAGCGCGGUAUCGCCCUCGCCUCUAGGUGGUCCAGGUGGGCCGUAUGGCUGCGCUCAAUGUAGCGCAUCGUUCGCCUCAAAGGAACAGUUGGAAAAGCACGAAUUGCUUCAUUCGCCGAACGCUCAAGUG
Sitophilus oryzae (rice weevil) is the source of this 336-nucleotide messenger RNA. Its product is annotated as zinc finger protein 467-like. The transcript has 2 exons. Lineage: Eukaryota; Metazoa; Arthropoda; Insecta; Coleoptera; Curculionidae. Gene Ontology annotation, molecular function: RNA polymerase II cis-regulatory region sequence-specific DNA binding; DNA-binding transcription factor activity. Gene Ontology annotation, biological process: regulation of transcription by RNA polymerase II. The annotation marks the transcript as partial. The record is from RefSeq and is a predicted model, not a curated record.